AUGGCGCCCAGCAAGAUAAUUAUAGAUACCGACCCCGGCGUCGAUGAUAUUCUAGCCAUGCUUCUGGCCUUUUCGGCCAAGAGCGAGGAAUUGGAUAUUUUGAUGUUGAGUUUGACAUUUGGCAAUGUCGAGGUGAAGAAUUGCCUAAGGAAUGUGGUUACGCUAUUCCACUACAUCGAGAAGGAGAGGGCAUGGCGGAAAGAAAAUGGGAGGCCGGAGGGCUUUGAAACAUUGAAUGCGAGGAAACCUAUUGUCGCUGUUGGUGCUGAAGAGCCGUUGGCGGAACACAUGAUGGUGGCAGACUUUUUCCAUGGCAUCGAUGGACUUGGAGGUAUACAUCAUAGCCACCCCCAUCUCUCGCCCGAGGAGACGUGGAAAUCACUCUUCACACCUCAGCCGAAGAAUCUUGCGGCGGAAGAAGCUGCAGCGCUGCAAAAGGUCAAGGAGAAGCACUCGCUCUUUACGCCGUCGCUCAAACCAGCACAUGAAGUCAUGCUCGACUUGUUGAGGGAGAACGAACCGGAUACGAUUACUAUCGUGGCUGUUGGUCCGCUGACGAAUCUUGCUAUCGCUGCUGCGAAGGACCCAGAGACGUUUUUGAAGGUCAAGGAGGUAGUUGUUAUGGGUGGUGCUAUCGAUGCGCCUGGAAAUAUGACCCCAGGAGCCGAAUUCAACACUUACGCCGACUCCGUAGCGUCUGCCCGCGUCUUCGCAUUGACAUCGCAGAACCCCCAUCUCACCAUGCCACCCGUUAUUUCAAACAACAAAAAGGAGCAGUUACCGCCUUACCCGGAAAAGUUGAGCAAGAGGCAAGUUCCAAACUAUAUGCGUAAUUGCACAUGA
Alternaria atra is the source of this 843-nucleotide messenger RNA. RefSeq lists its product as uncharacterized. The transcript is spliced from 7 exons. The coding region runs from base 1 to 843 and encodes 280 amino acids. The record is from RefSeq and is a predicted model, not a curated record. Gene Ontology annotation, molecular function: purine nucleosidase activity. Gene Ontology annotation, biological process: purine nucleoside catabolic process. Gene Ontology annotation, cellular component: cytosol. NCBI's taxonomy places the organism in Eukaryota, Fungi, Ascomycota, Dothideomycetes, Pleosporales, Pleosporaceae.